Molecule: messenger RNA, 1167 nt
Organism: Vidua chalybeata
Lineage: Eukaryota; Metazoa; Chordata; Aves; Passeriformes; Viduidae
Gene: SLC30A8
Product: solute carrier family 30 member 8
Exons: 8
Coding region: 1-1167 (388 amino acids)
Biological process (GO): response to glucose; insulin secretion; zinc ion transmembrane transport
Cellular component (GO): plasma membrane
Molecular function (GO): zinc ion transmembrane transporter activity
Source: RefSeq, a predicted model, not a curated record
AUGGCUGCUGAAAAGGGUCUUGAAAGAACUUGUCUUGUGAGUGAGAGGGACAUCAAGAAGUACUCGUUGGCCCUAGACAGGAUGAGCUGGCUUCAGAAGAAUCCAAAUGAAGAGAGGCAGCAGCAGGAAGCAGACGUUGCAGGAGCUAAUCCAGCCUAUCACUGUCACAUCUACUCACAGGCCUAUGAGAACAGAAAGAGGGAGCAGCAUCAAGCCAGGAGGAAGCUCUGUGUAGCAUCAGUAAUUUGCACCUUCUUCAUGAUUGCUGAGAUAACAGGGAAGUAUGCGUGUGGGCAGAUCGCCGGGAGCCUGGCAGUGGUCAGCGACGCAGCACACAUCCUGGUGGACCUGACAAGCUUCCUGAUCAGCCUCUUCUCGCUGUGGCUCACCUCCAAACCUCCUACCAAACAGUUCACUUUUGGGUGGCAGCGAGCAGAAAUUCUGGGAGCUUUGAUGUCUAUGAUAAUAGUUUGGAUGGUGACUGGUGUGUUGACAUAUUUGGCUUGCAUGAGGCUGCUGCACCCAGAUUACGAUAUUGAUGCUACAGUGAUGCUCAUUACCUCUGCUUGUGCUGUGCUCGUCAACAUCCUACUAAGCCUAAUUCUGCACCAGACUGGCCACGGGCACAGCCAUGGGCUACAAGCCAGGGAACGCAUGUCAGCCCCUCUGGAAAAGCCAGCUCUGAGCAAUGCCAGCCUGCAGGCAGCCUUUGUGCAUACCAUUGGAGAUCUAUUCCAGAGUAUUAGUGUGCUAAUUAGUGCACUUAUCAUCUUCUUUAAGCCACAGUACAAAAUAGCUGACCCAAUCUGCACAUUUGUGUUUUCCAUCUUUGUUUUGGCAACUACCGUCACGAUUUUAAGGGAUAUUUUAACUAUGCUAAUGGAAGGAACAUCAAAAGGAUUUGCUUAUGAUGCUGUAAAAGCAAGAAUUUUAACAGUUGAAAAAGUGGAGUCUGUUCACGACCUUCAUCUUUGGUCUCUGACAAUGAAUCAAACUGCUCUCUCUGCUCACAUUGCCACAGCAGACUCAACAGACAGCCAGAAGAUUUUGAGAGAUGUUACCCAAGCCCUCUUUGAGCACUACAGCUUCCACUCCAUCACCAUUCAGAUUGAAUCAGGAGAGGAUCAGAAACCAGACUGUGUCUUCUGCCAAGAGCCCGAGGAUUAA